Molecule: messenger RNA, 1137 nt
Organism: Racocetra persica
Lineage: Eukaryota; Fungi; Glomeromycota; Glomeromycetes; Diversisporales; Gigasporaceae
Source: the annotation of a GenBank genome assembly
AUGUCUAAAGUUGAUAAUGACACAUCCUUAGCCCCAAAUCUCUUAAUAUCGAUGUGGGUUCUUUUAGAGGGCAAACCAAGUUCCGUGGAAAUUCAUAUUAAGCCAAGCAAUUUUAUAUUACAAAGUCCUAAUUUAAAUAACUUUAAGAAAAUUCUUAAGCAAGAAUUUGAGGCUUUUAAAGAUGUAAGACUGGAGAAUAUUGAAUUUUUCUCCGAUAAGGAUCGAACACAAACUCGUUUCGGUGGUGUGUUGCUAGCGGACCUUGUUACAACUGAUUCAUGCCCACUUAUCGUUCGAUACCUGCUGUCCACGUCGAGUAAUGUUAUAAGAAAUUUCAGUAAAUUAUCAAAAUUCGAAAAUGCAAAAGUGGAUGACCUCUAUUUUGAAAUCUCUGAAGGUAAUGAAGAAAAUCUUGAGAACAAGUUUCAAUUUAAUGAGCUCAUAGAUCAGAUCGAAGAAAAGGAGAAAAGACGAGUUCUUCCUGACCUUAAAGUCCAAAUUAAAAAUAAAAAACCUUAUAAUGAAUGGGACAUCAGAGAUGUAUUCACAAAUAUUUUGCAUCAAGAUUAUAAUGGAUCACUUGGCCAAGCAUUUAAUUUAGAUGAACUUCCAAAUUACAAUUCAAUUACCGUAGAGGAGAUGAAAUUCUUUGUUGAAAAGAUCAAAAAAAUGAUGAAAACCGCAGUUAAUCACAUUCAAAUGUUUACGAACAAUUUAGCACAAUUAUACGUAGAAGCUAAUCUUUAUGGAUCUAAAAGGUAUGGUCCCGUGGACUAUUUAGUGAAACUUGAUGAUUUUGCGGUGCUAGUCAAUGAGGCCAAAUCGGAAGAUUUAACUAAGAGAAUAGCCCAAAACAUUAUGCAAUUGCACAGUGCAUCAGAGAGUUUAUUAGGCAAGCGUAAGUUAGAACAGACAGAAUUUGAAUCAUCGCAACAACAAUUGUUUGGAAUUGUAACAACUGGGGUUUCUUGGUAUUUCAUUCACUGGACUGGUUCUCCGGAAAACCCUAAAGUUGAAAUCUCUCGCCAACAUAAUUGUGGUUUUGAAGAGGAGAUGCAGAGUGAAAAAAAUGUAGUUUUUUAUAUUGUUUGUAUACUAGAAAAUCAAGAUGAUAUGUUAAAAAAUAACCCAAAACAU